This is a messenger RNA of Arachis ipaensis, 1332 nucleotides long. RefSeq lists its product as uncharacterized. NCBI's taxonomy places the organism in Eukaryota, Viridiplantae, Streptophyta, Magnoliopsida, Fabales, Fabaceae. The record is from RefSeq and is a predicted model, not a curated record.
GUUUCAGGCCCCCAACCCCAAGCCCCUUCCUUCAGAAAUCAGAUUUCAGAGAGCAACAACAACGAACUGCUGCCCGCAACCCUAGCUUCCACCACCGCCUUGUGCCUCUAUUGCCGCCACAACGUCCGUCGCACCGACCCCUGUUCGCUCUCAGACUCACCAGUCGCAGGCACGCUUUUCUUCCUCGAGCGUCCGACGUCUUCGUCUUCUCACCGUCAUGCUAGCCGUCGUCUUCGUCUGCUGACUCUGCUCGCCAUCGUGCUCGCCGUCUCAGACGGAAGACACCUAAUUGUUACUUUACUCAAAAAAAUAAAAGAUAGAAAGCCCUAUUUAGUAAUUUCCCAACGGCAAAUCCCCAACCUGAAGUCACUCUCCCAAGAAUCACAGAUUCACAUUCACUCGCUCUCACCUCUCUACCUCAUUCAUCGCGGUUCCGCAUGGUCACCGCCGAACACAACCGCGGCCAACGACGGAGGUCGUCACUUGUCACUCCCCUCUCUGGCUCCUCUGCCUCGUUCCCGCGUCGCCAGUGUCUGCUCGCCUCUUCCUUCUCCGUCUGUGUCGUCCUGGCCGCCUUGGCUCUGCCGUGCCUCGCCUGUCUCUGCCUCCACCCUCGUGCCUCGUCUGCCUCUGCUUCCUCCGUCAUCAUUCUGCACUGUAGUGUAGGACCAUAAAAAUUAAAACAGAAAUCUUGUGAACUGCAGUUAAUAAAUCGAAGUAAGUUCUUUUUUGGCCAAAAUCACUGGCCAUGGACGACAUAUUCGAUUCUUCGCUGAACUUGGAGGAGACCCACUACAAGGAAGGAUACAACCAAGGCUAUUCCGAAGGUCUCGCCGCUGGCAAGGAAGAGGCCAGGCAGGUGGGCCUCAAGGUAGGCUUUGAGGUCGGUGAGGAGUUGGGCUUCUACAAGGGCUGCAUUGACCUCUGGGUCUCUGCUAUCCAGGCUGACCACGCAGUGUUCUCUUCUCGGGCCCAAGCAGGUAUCCGGCAGAUGGAGGAGCUGCUCCAGAGGUACCCCAUGAUGGACCCGGAGGACCAGCACGUGCAGGAGAUCAUGGAUGAGUUGAGGCGCAAGUUCAAGAUGGUAUGUUCUUCGCUGCACAUCAAGAAGAUCGAGUAUGAUGGGUACCCGAAAGCAGCUGCUUCCGACGCCAGCAGUCUUGAGUUUUAAAGGUGUUUCUUCUUUCUACUGUUGUAGACUUGCAGCAUCUGAAAUUUAGUGAGGAUUUUCCUUCUGGGGCUGAAAAGUUAGUGUUUGGUUCUGGGUAUGAAAAUGCCCCAUGGAUAGGUUAUGAACUUAUGAUCAUCUUUAGUAACAUCAGAUCCUGCUAU